UGAUAGACUAGCUUAUGCGCGUAUGUUUUGGCUUCUUCUGUAAGGCGUGACUGAAAUGGGGAUGCAAUGUGUGGAGUUGGUACGCGGGACCCAUGUACGAGACUGAUAUCUGUCCUGGUACUGCUCGGUUUUGUCCUGUUUAUUCUUCAUGUGGUUAGCUACGAGUUCUGGACCGCCGAAGUCUUUCAGCAGGAGGCGGAGGCUUGGGAUGAUGCGACUUGGCAGCGGAGCUACUGCACAAUCCUCUCAACUGGCGUCAGUUGCAUCAACACCAAAGACAGCAAAGAUGAGAGAGACUGGAACCUUUGCAGCCAGAAUAUCAGCAACAUGUCAACCCCAGCCUCUUAUGAUGCGUCCGCACCGGCUUUUUCGGUUUGGCAGCGAUCCAUUUGCCCUGGCACCUUUUUUUGUGCAAAAGAAAAUGAACCUUGUAUUUGCGUUGGCCAGAUCACUUACAGCCGGGCACUUUUCGAUGGCUAUCGCUACCACACUCCUGAAAAUUCAUCCUAUACCUUGGAGUCCAAUGGAUCUCAGCAUCUUUGUGGUGUAGAUCAACAUGGCCAGAUCUUGGUAGAUCCAGCUCCAAACCACAAGAAGUUCUGUUGGUGCACGCCCAAGAAGAUCCGCCAAAUCCUUCAGAAACACGAGCAGCACCGACCGCUGGAGCAGCAGCGCUGCGCAAAUGAUGCAGACUCUGAAUUUGUCUCAGAGUCCUCUCGGAGGUUGCAGGCGACGUACUCGUCCAGGCGGCGUACUUAUCAAUAUACACCCUGGGCCCUGGUUCUGGAAAGGAAGACCAAAGAAAUCUCUUGUGCCUAUGAGUACGGAGUACCUAGACCUUCCACAGAUCUUUAUGAGACAGCAGGGACACACGACAUUGAUGGAUAUGGAUCUGAUGAUCAUUUGAAAGCUGACUUGGUGGCACGGAAGUGGGGAUCAGGAACGAAGAGAGAUUGUUGGAUCCGUGACUUCAGCAAAGAUGGAGUUUGUGCCAUUGCACUAAAGCCACCACAUGCAUUGACCACCCGAGCAGCUCGCAAGUCCAUCACUGCCAGGCACCAUUUGAUCCUUUCCAUCGCUGCAUUUCUCACACUGCUGCUGCUAGGAUGUAGUGUUGUAGUUGCAGCCAGAGAAGUGACGGCAGGCAAUCUUGGCAAGCCUUCUCGACCUCUCCUGGCAGCUGGCGAGUGAGGAAAAAGACGGUGGCAACAGUGACAUAUUAUUAAUUAUUCGGUGAUAUUCAUUGGGUUUUUGCUGCAUUGACAUCAGUGAUGUUG
Messenger RNA from Durusdinium trenchii, 1277 nucleotides. Lineage: Eukaryota; Dinophyceae; Suessiales; Symbiodiniaceae. The record is from the annotation of a GenBank genome assembly.